Molecule: messenger RNA, 2191 nt
Organism: Sclerotinia trifoliorum
Lineage: Eukaryota; Fungi; Ascomycota; Leotiomycetes; Helotiales; Sclerotiniaceae
Source: the annotation of a GenBank genome assembly
GAUAAUCGGAAACGUGCACAAGUUGGGAAGGUGAUUGUGUUUGUGGCUGUAGUGCAUAAGUAGAUUUUGUUAGAACGAGAGCUUUGUUGUACUGGCGAGUGCUUGGCAUCCCACUCGCGACCAUCGCUGAUACCAACUUCUUGGAAUCCCUUGUGUAUUUUGAAGAACCGGAUUCUUGGCGGACAACGGCAGUUUCCGAUUCAUGUUAUCAGUGAUUCUGUGUGAGUUGUAGUUCUCCGCGAGUUGAGGUCGUGUCGUAUCGUUGAUGUGUUAUUCGUGGACUUUGAAGAUCUUAUGGAGGGUGGGUGGUAAUGGGUGGAAUUGGAAGUCAAAAUAGAUGUUACCUGCCUCUUUCAUCACCACUAUCACGGAGUGAAAACGCGAUGUGGAUAGCUUCACAUCUAGAGCUUCACGAUCCAUUUCGGAGUCACCUCUCGAGCAGUGCUCGAGGGCGAUGCAUUAUCUGAAGUAUAAAGAGACAUGUAUCUCCAAGCUUUGAGUCAACCAGCUUUCCAUUCAACAGCAGAUCAAUCCUCACGGCCUCUCUUUCCAUCUUUCUUGGCAUCUAAACUUCAUCAUGAAGGUUCAAACCAGUGCAGCGCUUCUCCUCUCCUCCUGGGUUCCAGCUACCUACGCUUGGGGUACCUUGGGACAUGAAACUGUUGCAUAUAUUGCUACCAACUUCGGUAACUUAACAAUCUUGCCAUGAUAUUACACACAUAUCCCUAACAUCAUAUUCCACAGUCUCUGCUUCUACCAAAUCCUAUUUUCAAGGCGUUUUGGGUGAUAGCACUACAGACUACUUAGCAAGUGUUGCCACCUGGGUUAGUCUUCCACUUCUUAUCGAUAUCACACACGAUUUUAAUUCCUCUGCAGUCUGAUUCGUACCGCUACACUACUGCUGGUAAAUUCUCAGCACCGUUCCAUUUCAUCGAUGCAGAAGAUAACCCACCUGAUUGUGAGUAGACGGAAUUUUCUUGACUAUUACCUCAAUCAAAAUUACUUAUUUGCUCGCCUAAACUGCCUACUUUGUCAAUGAAACUAAUUUCAUACCUAUUCAGCGUGCGGCGUUGACUACGACAGAGACUGCGGAUCUGCAGGAUGCGUCGUUAGUGCCAUUCAAAACUACGUGAGCCUGCCACAACUACCAUUUGCCCACAAACAAUGCUAAGCAACCGCAGACAACCAUUUUACAAAAGGGCACUGCUAGUGCUGCCAAUUUGGACAUCGCAGCUAAGGUAAGCACCAAUUUCACCUCCAAAAGCAGUUACUGAUAUUCAGCAGAUGAUCGUUCACGUAUGUCCUGAUUUCCUCUCCCAACUCUGGAAGUCAUCAUAUCUCCAUUCCCCAUAUUCCACAUAUCAUGUCCAAGGCACAUGGGUAUCCCAUGCAAAAAAGAUACUCGGCACCGUGUUUCUCCCUUCAUGGGCGAAGCGCCACUCUAGGAACCCUUUACUCACGUACCCUAGUUCGUCGGCGAUAUUCACCAACCGCUGCACGACGAAGAGCUCGACGUAGGAGGAAACACCAUCUCCGUCACGUAUGCCGGCAAAAAGACAAAUCUGCACGCUAUCUGGGAUACGCAAAUCCCCGAACAAUACGUUGGCGGAUACGCGCUCACCGAUGCGAAAACUUGGGCAGCUACCCUCACCACCGCUAUCAAGACCGGAACAUAUUCUUCUCUCGCCUCGGGCUGGACAAAGGGUAUUGAUAUCGAUGACCCAGUCUCCAGUUCUAUGUCCUGGGCUCAGGAUAGCAAUACGUUUGUUUGCAGCACGGUUUUCGCAGAUGGUAUUACGGCGGUGGAGUCGGGUGAUUUGAGUACGAAUGGUUACUAUGAUGCUGCUAUUCCGAUCGUCAAGUUGCAGAUUGCCAAGGCGGGGUAUAGGUUAGUAAUUUUAUUGAUUUACUUUGUUCUUUGCUGGUGGUAUUGGUAUCUUGGGAGUUGAUGUGCUAACGAGUUUAUAUCUAGACUUGCCGCUUGGUUGGAUUUGAUCGCUACUGGUACUACUAAGCUCUAAGUCAUUUUGGAAACUGGAACCUGGAAACUGGGAGCUCGGAAUUGGGAUAUGAUGAAUGAAUGAAUGAAUGAAUGACUGGAUGGAAGAGGGGAAGGGGAAAAAAGGAAAGAAAAGUUGUAUUAGAGAGAGACUCGUGUCAAAAAAUAUCAAUACUCCAACAUUCUACACUU